CAUCGCUUCAAACCAUCAUGUUCUUCCUUUUUUAUGUUUUUUACUCGAAAAAUAUUUUGUGUCAAGUGCGCACACGCGAUAUAAUAUGUGUUGAUGUUUAAACUAAUAAAAUGUACCUUGAUCUACCUUAACAAAGAAAUAAUAACAAUGCUAAAAUACGGAAAUAAAAAAGGUAAAAUUACGCAUCGGGCAAUGUUCUUAAUGAUUUAUGACAUCAAUCACAUGCGAUUAGCGGAGUUUACAUUGAAUUGAAUUUAUAAUUUUAUAAAACCUGGUAGUAGUAAGAUCUCUCAAGGUUUCACUUGCAGUUGGUGAUUGUACAUGCUUGCGUGGACAAUUGAAUUUAUCUCAAACAUCCAAUAUCUUUAUCGCGUAUGUUUAAACCCCACAUUAAUAUUUUUGAAUAAUUAAACCUAACAAUAAUAAGUGAAGUGAUGGAUAAAAAUAAAAAGUGACUUUAUCUACCAGCUAUAAUAAUUAUUUUACCAGUGCGAUCCGAUUAAUUAACCAACGUGAAUUUUUAUUGAUUAUUUGUUGUACGUUACGUAAACUGGGUCAGUUUUAAUCCACAGGAAAAAUAAAAAAGUGCUUAAAAAAUUAAAAUAAAACAAUGGGGAAACUGUGGACUUUGUUGUUAAUUUUUUGUUCGUCAUCCUGGGCAAUUAAGGACAAUUUUUCAGCGGUAGAUAAAUUGCGAUACGAUUUAUUGUUACUCCAAAAUUUACCAAUUCAGUCAAGAUCUGGAAGAGAUGAUAAAAAUGAUGUUUAUUUUAAAGUAUUUGAAAUUUAUGACAAAUUCAGUGAAAAAAUAACUAAUGAACAUUUAAACACAGGCAAACGUCACUUGAACUCAUUAAAUUCAUUGAGACUGUGGGCAUUAGUACAGAAAGAUAUGAAUAUUAUUGAAGGAAUGUACAGCAAUUAUUUACAAAAAUUACACACUGUUACGCAGACUUUUGAGCCAAUAAAUAUUGAGUAUUGGAAUAAUUUUGCUGAUGUUGUUUUUACGCAUCCAAAUGUAUCGAUUUCAGCAGCUUUGGAGCGCAUCUCAGAUGUUAUUAUCCAGCAAAAUUUGUUUAUUGAUGCUUACAAGGAAGCUAUAGCGCAAAUAUGUGACGAACAACAGUCUCCUCAGCAAUUACUGUAUAAUUUGUAUAAUAUUAUUGCGAUGACUGAAAUCAGAGGGUUCAUGAUGAUGCAAUUCUCAUACACAAUACUUCGAGUGCAUAAAAAUGGUACUUUUCACGAUGAGAGACUAAAAACUCUUGAUGAUUAUAAAAUAAGAGUAUCUGAAACAUUAAGAGCAGUACGGACAGCAAUGGCCUUUGCACCACGUGAUCUUUGGAGAUGUGAUCCAGACAAGCAUGUAGAAGACGUAACUUACACUGAGUUGAAGCAAUUAUUCCAAGGCUACAUAGUAAAUGAAGUUGAUCUAAAUCCAUCAAGUAGUUGUCGCGAAAACUGUGCUUACUACAGCUACUCAAACGUCCAAGGAUGUUUCGGCGAUAUGUUCUGCGCUAAACAGCGUAAAUGUAAUGGAAAAGUCUUGAACUGUCAGUACUUUGACUCAGACAUGUGGAUUUGUCCGUCGGAUAUUAACAGCAAUCGGCGGUACGAGUAUGUAGAGUACGAAAACGGCCGAGUGUUCGGCAAAAAAGGAAGUUGUAAAAAGCCAAUUACUAAAGUUGACAGUUGGUGGCGAUGGAUAUUCUGGCAUUGCAGCUACUGUAUGUGUUACUGUGAUGAUCAUAACUCCAGCUCCGAUCGUUACUUCAAUUUACGAGACGUUACUUCUGAUGUUGCUAACAACAAAGUUAUCACGGGAUUUAAAUUUAUAAAAGUUAAUCAAAUAAUCCAUGUACAAAUCCAAGAGGGUAGAUUAACAGAGCGAGGUAGAAUUGAAGAAAACAGCGCUUCUUGGAAGCCAGUUGAUAAUUACACGAUCCGCGAUCGCGGCGUCAACAAUGGCGAAGAUUAUCACACUUUGUCAUGGGAAAAACGAGCUAUUGAUUUGGAUGAUCUCACCGCGCCUGAUGAACAUAUUUUAACUGGUGUAAGAUUUAGAAUGGUAGGGUCUCACUUGAAUUUUGAAGUACGCAUCACUCCGUUCAACUAUUCGUCUGGUUUGCUAAUCAGGCCUUUCGAAAAGAGCCAGUGGACUGGCAAUUUUAAUACUGAAGUGUCUAAUGGCAACAGUGAACAGAAAAGAAGAGAGCUGGUGAUAUCUAACCCAGAUGUCCCGAUCAGAAUCCGCCAGCCGUCGUCGCCCGAUUCACUCUCCAACCAAUUUUUGAACUUCGGGCCCACCGACUUGGACAAAGAUGCUGCACAAUCAACGAUACCAUUUUUAGACACACAGCCUGUGAUAACAAAUCCACCAUUUCCGCUCGCCGGAGCCGGUAUCUAUCACAAAGGACGCAGUGGUUCUGGUGGUUAUAUCGCUCUCAAGGCUAUUACUUAUGAUUUUAAGGACCAUCUACGCGCUGAUGUUCCUUCUAUACCAGCUAUUUUGGAAUUAAACCAAAUUCCAGCACAAUAAUUAUUAAUGAUACUAAAAUUAAGAGACAAAUAAUUUUUUUAACAAAAAAAUUUCAUCAUUAAAAAUUCUAAAAAAUUAUUAAUGCAAUUUUUAAAUAAUUUUUUAGACUUAGUUUAUUUUAAAAAAAAAAAUAAAAAAAUUUUUAAAUGUCUCUUCUAAUUUAAUUUAAGUGUCAUUAAUUAUUACCAUGAAUUUAUUAUUUUAUUUUUUUGUAUUUCAAUUUGAUAAGUUUAAAUUAAGAACAAAGAUUUUUUUGCCAAAAGAUACAAAUUACAGUGAUAAUAGUUAAGAGUAACUUUAAUAUUAUCAAGUAUGAAUAUUUUUUUUUUUUCUGAAUUCUGAAUAAUUUUUAAAUUUUAAAUUGAUAAGCAUUCUGUUUAUCUGAGAUUUUUUCCAUGACUAAUAAGUAAUCAAUUUUUUUAUCUACAUCUUAUUGUUUAAAGAGUUACGAUAGUCAUUCUGUGUAAGAUUAUUAUAGCACGAUGAUAAUUGAUAAUUGGCAAUCAUUGUGCUUAGGAUGAUUAAUAUAUGUUCAAUAUAUUAUAAUUAUUUUUUACUUAUA
Messenger RNA from Cotesia glomerata, 3101 nucleotides. RefSeq lists its product as uncharacterized. Lineage: Eukaryota; Metazoa; Arthropoda; Insecta; Hymenoptera; Braconidae. The transcript has 9 exons. The coding region runs from base 611 to 2539 and encodes 642 amino acids. The record is from RefSeq and is a predicted model, not a curated record.